CUUCGAUCCGUCUGGAGGACAGUCGAGGCUGAUCAGUAGGUCGACCCUGUCAACCGUAGCCAUUUUGGCUCAAGCCUCUCUGGCUUCUUCAAGAUUGCUCAUCCACCGCACGUCUGCACGGGGCGAUCACCAUGGACUCGUGGACGGUGCCGAGGUUCCCUCCCAUCCCUCCAGACGCUGCCAAGGACUUCCAGGGCAAGAUCGUGAUUGUCGGUGCUGGAGUGGCUGGGCUCUUUGCAGCCAAUACUCUGAAGUUUCUCGGCAUCGAAGAUUUCAUCGUCCUGGAAGCUGGUGAAACGUUUGGCGGUAGGUUGAAAUCUGCCUUCGAUUUCCACGAAGAUGUGCCUCUGGAGUUGGGCGCGGAGUGGAUCCAUGCUUCGAAUGGCGACGUCGUCAAGGACAUGCUGGUGUUUCCUGUGGACGAGGGCUUAGAGGCAUCGGAGUUCAUCAAGUAUCAGCCAAAGUGGUUUUUCGGCUCAAGCAGGAGCAGAGUCCUGGGAUGCCUCUACCAGGAGACGAAGUGGAAGCGCACGACGUGGCUCCAGUGGCUCGAGAGGUAUGUCUACCGGCAUGUCCAGGACAAAGUUCAGUUCAAUGCAGUCGUGAAAGAAGUGGCCUAUGGUGAGGAUAAUGGAGUCAGAUUGCUGAUGGAGGAUGGUGCAGAACUCUGGGCAGCCAAGGUCAUUUGCACUAUUCCACUGUCCAUCCUCAAAUUGGACGCCGUCAAGUUUGACCCUGCUCUGCCAAUGCAAAUGCGAAAAGCCAUCGAUUCAGUUGGCAUGCUGCCAGGAUUCAGAGUUCUGUUGGCAAUGAAGGAGAAGUUCUACCCUGAUGUCACGAUUGACGGUGGCCGCUUCGAUCUUCUGAAAAAUCAAGAUCAGGUGUGUGCGGUUUAUGACGCUCUGUAUGGGAAAGAGUUGUCUGACAAGCAGAACGUGUUGGCGGUCGUGGCGAUUGGCGACAAGUACUGCAAGGAUCUGAUCCAUUUGGAUGAUGAGAGCUUGGCGAAAGCUGCGCUUGGCAUUGUCGACAGGCUUUUCAAAGGCCAGGGCACCCUAAACUACAUCAAGCAUAGGGUUCAGAAUUGGAGCCUUGAGCCGUAUGUUCUUGGUGCGUACAGCGUUGGCGGGGCUUCCCACGAGAGGAAGGAACUCGGCAAAACGAUCAAUGGCAGAAUGCUCUUCGCCGGGGAGCACACGUGCGUCAAUUUCCACAGCCUCGUGCCAGGUGCUGCUCUGGAGGGCCGCCGGGCAGCCGUGGAGGCAGUUUCAGGACGCAUCAUGUCUUAGAUUGACCAUCCACGCGACGGCAAUAUGUCAGCCGACAUUUACACACCCGGCCGCGAAUAUAUGUGAAUGCGCAGCUUCGGCCGCGCGAAGUCGCGAGUCAUCGAUCGGGGCCGGACCUGAACGCUGUUUUGCAGGACUUCGGCUG
Molecule: messenger RNA, 1434 nt
Organism: Prorocentrum cordatum
Lineage: Eukaryota; Dinophyceae; Prorocentrales; Prorocentraceae
Source: the annotation of a GenBank genome assembly